AUGACAUCUUCAGUUCGUUGCUAUCAAUUGGAUCAAUCAGAAUAUAUUCAUUUAUUUUCAUCACAAUUAAUCUAUCUCUUUUCAUUAUUUAACGAGUAUGAUUAUUCGAUUCGUAUUAUUGGUGGAGCAGUUCGAGAUAUUUUACUUGGUACUACGCCACAUGAUAUUGAUUUAGCAACAACAGCAACAACAAAUGAUAUACUACGAUUAAUUCAAGGUGAUUCAAAUAUUGAACUUGUUUAUACACGUGCUGAACAUUUUGGAACAUUAACACUUAUUGUUGGUACAACUGUACGAAAUACAUUUCAAGUAACAACUCUUAAACGAUCUAUUACUCGUCAUGGUCGAGAUGUACAUGUUGAAUUUACUGAUAAUUGGAGUAUUGAUGCACAACAGCGAGAUUUAACAAUUAAUAGUUUAUCAAUGGAUAAAGAUGGAAUUAUAUAUGAUUAUACAAAUGGAAUUGAUGAUCUUAAACUAAACCGUAUUCGUUUUAAUGGAAAUAUUAUUCAACGAUUACAAGAAAAUCCUAUUCGUGGUUUACGUUAUUUUCGAUUCUUUGGUGUGCUCUCAUCUGAUGCUUAUGUACAUGAACCUAAUAUUUUAGAAGCUAUUCGUACAUCUGCUACAGCUUUAAAAGAUGUGCCUGGAGAAAAGAUUUGGAGUGAAUUAGAACUUAUUCUUCGUGGUCGUUUUGCUGGACAUGUUAUGAGAACAAUUCUUGAACAACAAUUUGCCCCACUAUUGGGUUUACCAGACUCAUCUGUAGAAAUGUAUGAAUUAGAAAAUCGAUGGUUAAGAUGUAUGAAUUAUCAACCAGAACCUAUGACAUUACUGAUUACACUUUUUGAUAAUCAAGAUGAAUUUGAUAUAUUUUGUAAACGUAUAAAAUGUUCAACACGUCAAAAAAAACUUGGUGAAUUUUUACUUGAUUAUCGUUAUUCAAUUCAACCAUCAAAUAAUCAUGAUUUACUUGAUACAUAUAAAGAAUUUUUGAUCGAUAGUCAUUCAACUCAACAAGAUAUUCUAUAUGAAUACAUCAUUGAAUUACUUAAAUAUCAAGGUUAUAUUGAUUUAAUUGAUGAUAUAAAACAAUGGUCGAUACCUAAAUUUCCAAUAGAUAUAUGGGAUUUACAACAGAAUGGUUUAAUAUCUAAAUAUCAUUUUUCUCAUUUUCUACGACAAUUAAAAGAACAAUGGAAAUUAAGUCAAUAUAUGAUGACAAAAGAGGAACUUAUUGAGUAUGGUUUUCAAUCCGGUUUAUUUUAUACAUGA
Messenger RNA from Adineta steineri, 1275 nucleotides. Lineage: Eukaryota; Metazoa; Rotifera; Eurotatoria; Adinetida; Adinetidae. The record is from the annotation of a GenBank genome assembly.